AUGGGAAAAGACUACUACAAGGUGCUUGGAAUCACGAAAGGCGCCUCGGACGAUGAAAUCAAGAAAGCCUAUCGAAAGAUGGCGCUCAAAUAUCACCCGGACAAGAAUAAAGAAAAAGAUGCCGAAGCGAAAUUCAAGGAAGUCGCUGAAGCCUACGAUGUGCUCUCCGAUGCAAAGAAGAAAGAGAUCUAUGAUAGAUUUGGAGAAGAGGGAUUGAAGGGUGGAAUGGGUGAAGGCGGCCGCGGCGGAAUGCCAGGUGGACACUACGAAUUCCAUUCAGACCCGAUGGAGAUGUUCUCGCAAUUCUUUGGCGGCUCGGAUCCAUUCGGCGGAAUGUAUGGAGGAAUGCCCGGCGGCGGCAGCGCUUUUCACUUUGGUGGUGCAGCUCCAGGGAUGUCCGGUAUGGACUUUGGAGGACAUGGUGGGCACCGUCGACAGCGUCAAGAUCCGACGGUGGUGCACGAGCUGGCCGUCUCGCUGGAGGACAUCUACAAAGGCUGCGUAAAGAAAAUGAAGAUCACAAGAAAGGUUUUGAACGCCGAUGGGCAAUCGGCCCGGGUGGAGGACAAAGGAGACCAAUAUGCCGGACGAGUCCCUGCUGACAUUGUUUUUGUCAUUAAGGACAAAGCUCAUCCCAAGUUCAAACGAGAAGGUGCCGACUUGCGAUACGUACACAAAUUGUCACUCAAGGAUGCCCUUUGUGGAACGACCGUUGUGGUUCCCACUUUGGAUGGACAACAACAAGCACUCACGCUACGGGAUAUCAUAAAACCAAACACUACAAGGAGAAUCACCGGUCAAGGCCUUCCGAAUCCGAAGACGCCCAAUCUUCGCGGUGACAUCAUCGUCGAGUUGGUUGUCGAGUUCCCGCGCGAGUUGAACGCUUCACAAAAGGAGAUCCUCCAGAGUGUACUCCCGCCACUU
This is a messenger RNA of Mesorhabditis belari, 924 nucleotides long. The record is from the annotation of a GenBank genome assembly. Lineage: Eukaryota; Metazoa; Nematoda; Chromadorea; Rhabditida; Rhabditidae.